This is a messenger RNA of Nezara viridula (southern green stink bug), 780 nucleotides long. The record is from the annotation of a GenBank genome assembly. NCBI's taxonomy places the organism in Eukaryota, Metazoa, Arthropoda, Insecta, Hemiptera, Pentatomidae.
AUGGUAUUAUUUAAUUAUGAAAAGACUGAUUUACCUGGUACAGCAAAGAUGCACUAUUCUCGAACCACGCAAAUAAAAAGUGGAAUUAAAAAACUGACUCCACCACUUGUUGUACCACCUUUUUCAAUUCAAGCUAACUGUCAUAGGAAUGUAAUUGUUGAACCAUUUAGCUCAAAGAAAAACUCAGUUACAAAGCCAUAUCCAAUUGGAAACACCGUAUUUAGGAGGCAUUAUGAAAGAGGAGAUUUUCCAAUAGCUAUGGAAUUUGAUCAAACUGGAAAAAAAGUGGCAUGGAAGGUAAACAUUAAUGAAAUUGACUAUGCCUACCACUUACCACUAUUUUUCAAUGGGCUCUGUGAAGUGGAAUAUCCAUAUUCCUAUUUUGCUCAAGAAGGCAUUAAAGAUUUAUUACUUAAUGGGAAAAAAAGAGUAUUGCCAGUUUUACCUCAACUUAUACUUCCAAUUAAAAAUGCCCUGAAUACAAAAAAUAGAACAAUCAUAGCAGCCACAUUAAAGAUACUGCAGGUCUUAGUUUCAAACAGUGAAACUAUCGGAGAAGCAUUGGUACCAUAUUAUAGGCAGAUACUUCCUCCUCUCAAUUUGUACAAGUCUCUCAAUGUCAACAUAGGUGCUGAUAUAGACUACAGUCAGCAAAAGCGUGAAAAUAUUGGAGAGCUUGUUCAAGAGACAUUAGAAAUGUUAGAAACAUAUGGAGGAAAAGAUGCUUUUAUUAAUAUAAAGUAUAUGAUACCGACAUAUGAGUCUUGCAUUCAAAGUUGA